AUGUCACCCUCUUUCAAUUCACUUACCAGCUGCUUAUGGCCGACGGAGCAGUCCUACUCUCGCUUAUCUCAAUCUGAAUCAGGCGAACCUGGCGAGUCUCUUGCCCUUGCCAAUAAUGCUACUUCCCAAAGCCGUCCGCCUACAAAUAGAGCUUCCCAAUUGUUUGAAAACGGAUUCAGAAAUGGCCACCCCCCAAAAUCUUGGCGCGUCAUCCUCAGUUUCGCGUCAAAUACCGAUGACAUCGGGAAGGAGGGAUUCAAGCCUGACCUAAACGGGGGCUGGGAUGCCGCACUUGACAUUGUCACUACGGACAUUGUCGGAUUGAUGAAGGAAGGACUGUACGUGUCCCAGGAUGAUGUGGAGGUGCAUGAGAACUAUAUUACCUGGACCGACAACACCGAAGGUCGGCAAAGGGUCUACUAUCGUCAUUACACCCUUGUUCAUUCCAAGUGGUCCGGCAAACUGGUAGUGCAGUUCAGAAGACUUGAUAACGUACCGAAAUUCCGUGUAGAGCAUCUAUCAGCGGAACAAGUUUAUCACGCCUCUGCUGCCGCCACGAUUGAGUUUGACAAUAGGGUCUACUAUUAUGAGGCAGGUCCGCCGCGAGAUAGAAUGAAUUUUAUCUUGGAUGACGAGCCCCUGCCAGGACUGUGGCCAUGGCCGAAGCAGGAGCUCAACAACAGAAGAGAGAGUGAAGAGAGCUUUGAUAUGGUAGAGAUGUGA
Fusarium poae is the source of this 723-nucleotide messenger RNA. RefSeq lists its product as uncharacterized. NCBI's taxonomy places the organism in Eukaryota, Fungi, Ascomycota, Sordariomycetes, Hypocreales, Nectriaceae. The transcript has a single exon. Bases 1 to 723 code for a protein of 240 amino acids. The record is from RefSeq and is a predicted model, not a curated record.